Messenger RNA from Asterias rubens (European starfish), 4249 nucleotides. RefSeq names its product cyclin-G-associated kinase-like. Gene Ontology annotation, cellular component: cytoplasm. The transcript is spliced from 23 exons. Lineage: Eukaryota; Metazoa; Echinodermata; Asteroidea; Forcipulatida; Asteriidae. Gene Ontology annotation, molecular function: ATP binding; AP-2 adaptor complex binding; protein serine/threonine kinase activity. The record is from RefSeq and is a predicted model, not a curated record. Gene Ontology annotation, biological process: positive regulation of Notch signaling pathway; regulation of clathrin-dependent endocytosis; protein phosphorylation. Bases 107 to 4147 code for a protein of 1346 amino acids.
CAUUUUGUGGGAGAGACCGGACAGACGGCACUGCGUUAUUUACCCCCAAAUGUUAAGAAAAUGAAUUCAAAUUGACCGAGUAAAGAACACAUUUUAAAGCUAAAUCAUGUCUGAGUUAUUCAGGUCUGCGCUUGGCCUUUUAGGAGGUGGCCAGGGCGACAGAGGGAGUGAUUUUGUCGGCUCGCAAGUUGAGCUUGGUGAAAUGAAAUUACGGGUGAAGAGAGUUAUUGCAGAAGGUGGCUUUGCGUUUGUUUUUGUCGCUGCAGACAACUCUGGCAGAGAGUAUGCAUUGAAGAGAUUAUUGGCCAAUGAUGAUGAAACUUCUAAAGCAAUUCUUCAAGAGAUCACAAUUCUUAAAAAAUUAUCCGGCCAUCCCAACAUAGUCCAGUUUGUGUCGGCAGCCUCUAUCGGGAAAGAGGAAUCGGACAAUGGGCAGUCGGAGUUCCUCGUUCUGAUGGAGCUGUGUACGGGCGGCGCCCUCGUCGAUGCCAUUCAGUGCAAGGGGGUGCCCUUGACCUGCGAGGAGGUUCUUCAGAUCUUCUUCCAGACGUGUCGGGCCGUGGGUCACAUGCACAAACAGAAGCCGGGGAUCACACACAUGGAUCUGAAGUUGGAGAACCUUUUGGUUGGCCCGAAAGGAACAAUCAAACUCUGUGACUUUGGAAGUGCCAGUUUGAAAUCUUACACCCCUGACGAGACAUGGACGUCACUCAAGAGAAGCUUGCUUGAAGAUGAGCUUGCUCGGCAUACCACACCAAUGUACCGAACACCAGAGAUGUUGGAUCUGUACAGUAAUUUCCCUAUCAAUGAGAACAUGGAUAUAUGGGCUCUUGGUUGUAUUCUCUACAUGCUGUGUUUUGGUCAGCACCCGUUUGAGGAUUCUGCCAAAUUAAGAAUCAUCAAUGCCAACUAUUCCAUACCAGAGUCCGAUAAAGAAUUUGUCGUACUACAUGAUUUGAUUCGUGCGAUGCUGCAGGUGGAUCCACGGAACAGACCACCGAUCGCCGUCAUCUUGGCUCAGAUUCAAGAAAUAGCAGCCGCACGGAAUACCGUUCUGAAAUGUCCCCUGGCGUUGCUGGCUAACAGACCGGCAAGGAGUGCAGCUACACCGGCCAGUCCUGCAAGGAGGCCUGCUGAGACCUCAGCUGAUCCCGCCGCUGACACCGCAAACGGGAGCAGCUUCUUGGGGAUGAUGAAAGGGGGAGCUGGCAAUCUCUUCAGAAAUCUCAAAGACACGUCCAGUAAAAUGGCUCACACUGUUGCAAGCUAUGCCAAGGCGGAGCUUGAUCUAAACUACAUCACGAGUCGCAUCAUCGUGAUGUCAUUCCCAGCCGAGGGUCUGGAGUCGGCCUACAAAAACCACAUUGAUGAUGUGAAGAACUACCUGGACUCCAGACAUCAUGAUCGUUACUACGUCUUUAAUCUUACCCCGAGGUCCUACAGGAAGGAGAAGUUCAACAACAGGGUGUUGGAGUGUGGUUGGUCAGCCAGACGAGCACCUAGCCUGGUUCUUCUCUACACGAUCUGUAGGAAUAUGUACCUGUGGUUGCAGAAAGAUCCCAACAAUGUUUGCGCCAUUCACUGUCUGGAUGGCAAGGCGUCAUCGGCAACUGUCGUCUCAGCGUUCUUUUCAUUCUGUAGAUUCUUCAAGACAACAGAAGCGAGUUUGUACAUGUUCACAAGCAAACGAGGCCCACCCGGCGUCAUCCCAUCGCAGAAGAGAUACAUGGAGUACAUCUGUAAUAUGAUGGACCCAGAGUCACCCAUCUUCCCUCACGACAAAGUCUUGAAGAUUAAGAAACUGUCGCUGAUGCCUGUUCCACUCUACAAUAAAAUGAGGAAUGGUUGCCGUCCUUUUGUUGAGCUGUACUUUGGAGAGGAUCGGAUCCUUACGACGUCACAGGAAUAUGAGAAAAUAAAGGGCUAUGUCGUUGAUGAUGGUUGGGCAGAGAUACCAAUAGACAAGUCCAUCUUUGGAGAUGUGACGCUGAUGGUGUACCAUGCAAGAUCAACAUUCGGUGGCAAAGUGCAGGGAAAGGUGACAGCAAUGAAAAUGUUCCAGUUCCAGUUCCAUGCUGGUUUUGUGCCGGAGGGAUCCCACACGAUACAAUUUACAAAAUACGAUGUAGACUUCAUGGAACAGCCAGACAAGUUUCCCGACCUCUUCAACGUCACCCUGGAGGUGCAGCUGAUGGAUCGGCCGACACUGCCAGAGAAACAACCCCCCUGGGCCACGUUUGAGACCCAGCGUAUCACACCAAAGUAUUGCUUCAGUAAUAAAGAAGAGCAGGACAGUGUUAAUGCACAGUUUGCUCACAUGGACGCUAAAGCCAAAGAGAGGAAAGUUAAAUCAGCAACAGCUUCUGGCGAGAGAAGACCAUCAAAAGAACCAUCCCCACAGCAGUCUAGCCAGCCACAGUCUAGCCAACCACAGUCUAAUCCCGCCCCUGACAACGACAACAAAGCCGGCUUCAUGGCGAAUAUCAACUGGCAAGAUGAGAAUCAGCAUGACAGGGAAGCCAAAGAAACUCUCCUUGAUGACGAGUCCGAUGAUGAGUUUGGUGAUUUUGGAGCAAAGCGGGCGAAGGCUCACCAAGACAUGGUGGAAAAUGGAGUCAGGACUGGUAACUCCACUUUCUUCGCCGCUUUCGAGACAGGUAGUGAAAGCUCGCCAAGUCAGGCACCGCAAGAGCCACUCUUUGAAGCACAAUUUUCACCAGUGCAUUCAAACCAAUCGCAAACCUCAAAUAACGUAGACUUGUUGAAUAUCGGUGGAAGCAGUCAAUCAAAAGACAGCACCUCGAGAGGAGGACCCCAUGUUGAUCUAAUGGGUCCUGGACCAAAAGAUCCAAGCAACUUGGACCUUCUUAACGAUUCCGCAGCUGCCGGGUCGUUACUUGGAGGAGCCUCCAAGAAAGACGUCCCCAGUGAUGCCUUUGAUCCAUUCCAACAACAAAUGCAGAAGCCGAGUCCGGGCACACCUACUGUGGUGCACCAGAACCAGAAAAAACAAGAGGACGUUUUUGACCCUUUUGCCGCGAGUGGAGGAAGGCGGUCACCUGCAAGCCCGGAGAAGGAUGUCUUGUUCAACAUUGGUGAUGCGAGUGAGGACACUCUGUUUGAUCCUUUCAGAGCUGGAGGUGGGACGGCGUCGCCGUCACAUUUAUCGCCACCUCUGAGUGGUCUUCAAAAUACGACGAAGAUGUCUCACAGUAGCGAUAAUUUGCUUGGUGAUUUUGGCGGUUUCUCGUCGGGGGCUUCGUUGUCGUCACCUCAGAAAUCAAAACCAACCCUGAAGCAGAGUCGGAGUGGGCCCAAUUUGGCAGGCGCAGACUGGGGUAACGGAUCACCAACCCACUCCCCAAUGGGCAGAACUCAUAGCUCGGGAAUGGGCAAACAAGCCGGUGGCACACCCACACACCAAGCAAAGACAACCCCAAGCAACUCUCAUGAUCCAUUCGCUGAUUUUGGUAAUUUGAAUUCAAACCUACCAGCGUCUGGUACCACGCCUCCCCCUUCGCAGUCCUCCUCAUUUGGCUCAUGGCAAACCAAGCAAGGCCAAGCCCAUGGUAUGGCGUCACCGAAACACCAGUCGUCGCCAUCCGCAGGGAUGGCUCAACCUCCACCCCAGGCCCAGUCGAGUAAACCCAACUACUAUGCUAGUGGUUUCUCCAGUGUGAUUGGAGGGAGGGAAGAGAGAGGAACAAGGACGCCGUUUGCAACAUUUGGAGCUGGGCCAACCAAGAAAAGUGACUUUGAAGAUCUUCUAUCCUCCCAAGGAUUCACUCACAAGAAAGAUGAUAAUCGGACGAUAAACGAAAUCAAGAAGAAAGAUUUAGUCAGAGAGAUGGAUCCUGAUAAACUCAAGAUUCUUGAAUGGACCCAGGGAAAGGAACGUAACAUCCGAACCCUGAUCUCCAGUUUACAUACAGUACUAUGGGAGGAAGAGAGUAGGUGGAAACAGGUUGGGAUGCAUCAACUUGUUACGGCUGGAGAGGUUAAGAAGUUAUACCGCAAAGCAUGUCUCUGCAUUCAUCCAGACAAGCACACAGGUACGCCCCAUCAGGAGCUGACCAAACUCAUCUUCAUGGAGCUCAACGACGCCUGGGCAGAGUUUGAGGAAUCCGGCGCUAAAUCGUUAUACUAGUCAGCAAACACACACAGCAGCAUAGACAUCUAUUGACCCAAUUCACCUGAAGUCAUCAUCAGAAUAAUCUUUGAUGCAUCCUUUUGGUGGGCAAUGUCACUG